Rhizopus microsporus ATCC 52813 is the source of this 1001-nucleotide messenger RNA. RefSeq lists its product as uncharacterized. The record is from RefSeq and is a predicted model, not a curated record. Gene Ontology annotation, biological process: DNA recombination; DNA integration. The transcript has a single exon. Gene Ontology annotation, molecular function: DNA binding. Bases 347 to 955 code for a protein of 202 amino acids. Lineage: Eukaryota; Fungi; Mucoromycota; Mucoromycetes; Mucorales; Rhizopodaceae.
GAAUUAUUCACGGUUCUUCUCGCCAUAGUGACGUCUGGAAAUUACCCGCAACAAGUACAGCAGCAUGCUACUGAAUUGUCAUGCAACGCAGGAUCUUCAUCAACACUUGACUCCCACUCCAGCCAAUAAGAACCAUCGUAAGGGUCAGCUCCGCUUUCUGGCAUGGGCUCUUAAACACACAGUGUCUACCACAACUUAUUCAGGCGAAGACAUGGUCAAUUUCUUGGUUGCGUUGAAGAUCAAACAUAACUCCUAGCCAACUACGUUGAAGACUGUUCGAGCAGCUGUGGCACAUUUACAUGAAGACCCUAAGCCCAUCAGCACUCAUCCACUUAUUAACUCCUACAUGGAAUCUCUGGAUCGUCAAGCUCCACCGAUCUCUAUACAUAAGCCCAAGAUAGAUCUAACGCCAACAUUGAUCUACGUUCGUUCAAUUGUAUCUCAUUAUAGUACCUCAGUUUCACUACUACAGCAAAAACUGGCCUUUUUACUGGCUAUGGCAGCUCUCCUGCGCCCGUCUGACUUAGUUCGAAUUCCCUUUUCCUCCUGCAAAGUAGACCCUUCCGACGGUUGCCGUCACUUCAAAGUGAUUGUUCCUAAGGUACGACGACGUCGCCGAAGAAUCAUCAAGGAUUUACGAGUACAUCCACACCAAGACCAAGCAUUCUGUCCGGUGUAUUGCUUUACAGUUCUAAGGGAUCAUCCACACUUACAAGGUCGAAUGGCAAACUCACUUCUUUUCCUGCAUGCUAACAAUAUUCGCAAGCCUGUCGUCUCACACACUAUUUCCUCUUGGCUCCAUCACAAUUUCAUUUCAAAGUGCACGACCGAAUCUUGUGUGUCAAUCCGUUCUCUGGCGUCUUUUACAGCUCUGGGCAAUGGUGUUAGCUUACAAGAUAUUGUCUCGCCAGGAAAUUGGGCAUCCUCCGACACCUUUCAACAGUAUUACCAAUAAUCAAUUUCACGUCUAUGAUUUUAACUGUUCAAGAGGAAGACACGGC